This is a messenger RNA of Brenthis ino (lesser marbled fritillary), 1215 nucleotides long. NCBI's taxonomy places the organism in Eukaryota, Metazoa, Arthropoda, Insecta, Lepidoptera, Nymphalidae. The record is from the annotation of a GenBank genome assembly.
AUGGCCUGUCCUAUGAGGUCAGCCAUAGACGAGUCCAGCGGACAGGAUGGCAGUUGCUUGGGAAAUGAAGCGGGUAUGCUCUACGGGGAGUACCUGAUGCUGGACAAACUGCUCAACGCCCAGAGAAUGCUCAGCGCCGAGUCUUCAAAACCUGUACACGAUGAGCAUCUCUUCAUCAUCACACAUCAAGCCUACGAACUUUGGUUUAAGCAAAUUAUCUUCGAAGUAGACUCCGUAAGAUCACUACUAGACGUGGAAGGCCUGGACGAGAGUCACACUAUGGAAAUUCUAAAACGACUGAAUAGAAUCGUCUUAAUUUUAAAGCUUUUAGUAGAUCAAGUAAUGAUUUUAGAAACUAUGACCCCUUUGGACUUUAUGGACUUCAGACAUUAUUUACGGCCUGCGUCUGGCUUUCAAAGUCUUCAAUUCCGACUUUUAGAAAAUAAGAUGGGCUUAAAACAAGCUUUACGUGUGAAAUAUAAUCAAAAUUACCAGACUGUGUUCGGGGAUGACCCUGAAGCAAUGGAGUCUCUGGUCAAGUCAGAGGAAGAACCUGCUCUCUUAGCCCUCAUAGAGCGCUGGUUAGAGCGCACGCCCGGACUCAACACUCACGGGUUCAAUUUCUGGGGCAAGUUCCAAGCUGCCGUCAAUAAGAUGAUUAAGGAAGAUAUUGAAGAGGCUAUGAAAGAACCAAACGAGGAAGUGCGCCGCCACCGGCUCAAGGACGCGGAGAACCGCAGCGAGAUCUACCGCUCGAUAUUCGACCCCGCCGUGCACGACGCGCUGCGCGCGCGCGGCGAGCGCCGGCUGUCGCACCGCGCGCUGCAGGGCGCCAUCAUGAUCACGUUCUACCGCGACGAGCCGCGCUUCUCGCAGCCGCACCAGCUGCUCACGCUGCUCAUGGACAUGGACAGCCUCAUCACCAAGUGGAGAUAUAACCACGUGAUAAUGGUACAGAGAAUGAUCGGCUCCCAGCAGCUCGGCACCGGCGGCUCCUCCGGCUAUCAGUACCUGCGGUCUACACUCAGUGACCGCUACAAAGUUUUCUUGGAUUUAUUCAAUCUAUCAACGUUCUUAUUACCGAGGUCACUCAUCCCGCCCCUCGAUGAAGGGAUGAAGAGAGAUCUCAACCUCACGUGGGGGGAUAAUAAGGAAAACGGGAAAAGCGAACAAAAUGGACUAAAUGACUCGGUUUCUAAAUUAAAUCUAAAUGAA